Girardinichthys multiradiatus is the source of this 1868-nucleotide messenger RNA. It is a transcript of the gene xaf1, whose product is annotated as XIAP associated factor 1. Gene Ontology annotation, biological process: apoptotic process. The record is from RefSeq and is a predicted model, not a curated record. Bases 100 to 918 code for a protein of 272 amino acids. Gene Ontology annotation, molecular function: zinc ion binding. The transcript has 7 exons. Lineage: Eukaryota; Metazoa; Chordata; Actinopteri; Cyprinodontiformes; Goodeidae.
UGGAUGAUUUCACUUUCUAUUUCGGGGAAAAGUGACGGAUUUUAGAGUUGACAUUUCACGGUAUUCUUUCCCACUCUGACCAACAAUCAGCAGCUGGCGAUGGAAAACAAGGAACCAACUCGAACCUGUGGAGCAUGCCACAAGGAGGUGGCAGAGGUCAACUUCGCCCUCCAUGAGACUCACUGCAAGCGAUUUUUAAGCCUUUGUCGGGACUGUGGAGAAACUGUCCCCAGUGAUCAGCUGAGCCAACACAGAGAGGAGCAGCACACCCAGGUAAAAUGCUCCAAGUGCAACAAGAAGAUGGAGCGUUGUCACCUCGUGGAUCAUGAGGCUGAGGAGUGUCCCGAGCGUCUGCAGAUGUGUCAGUUCUGUGAGCUGGAGGUGGCGUGGAAGCAGCUGCAGGAGCACUCUGUGGUCUGUGGGAGUCGAACAGAGCUCUGCAGGGACUGCGGUCGCUACAUCAAACUGAGUGACCAGCCAGCGCACAGUUCAACCUGCUCAGCCGCCGAUGUGGAGGACACGCCUCAAGCUGCCAGCAGUGCACCACACACAACUAAGAACAUGGUGAGCUGUAGAAGCUGUAGGAGGACAUUUCUGGCAGAAGAGAUAAACCAGCAUGAGCACGAUCAGCUGGAGUAUUAUCAAACAUCUCAGUUGGCUUAUGAAGAAGCUAAGCCGAAGGAAGAAAUGUUGGAGGAUGAAGAUGACUUCUACAAGCCACAGAGUCAAAAUCAGCUGGUCAGUGCUUAUAAGGCCACUUCCCUGUCAUACGCAGGGAGACGGGCUCCAUGGAUCAGUGAAGACAAAGAUCAGAUCAGCACCUGCCCACAUUGUCAUCUGGCCCUGCCCCUCCCAACAUUGAAAUGGCAUGAGGCAAAGUGCCGAAUCCAUAUAGUCCUGAAAGACAGAGAGGGUUAAACACAGAGAGAAUUCCUUUGAAUGGAUCUGCUUGCUGGGAGCGUAAUGAUCAACACGAAGACCCUUAGGCUGCUUUAAUGUCACUUAAUACAGCUUAUUUCUUAGAAUGUGUGUUUACAUUUGGUUUUGUUUUAUUGUCCUUUUCAUGUUUCGUGGAAUUAACUCUUAAUGCUUACAUAAAUGGAACAUUCAAACGGAAAAUGAAACAGUGGAGGGGCCUUUGUACAUUUGCUACUGAAAUUCUUUAGGUUUUUAAGUUUGUCUAUUUCAGCUUAAGGUGCAUCAAAACGUACAAAACAUGUCGACUCUGCAUGGAAGAUACAGACGUCUUGUUGUAGAGCUGAAUGACCAUCUGGUUAGAAACAGACAGCUGAACUGGGCGAGGACACAUGGAAUGUGGUGUGCUUGGAGACGGAGGCUGGACAGCAGAGCCGUUAGCAGGGCGUGGCUCAGAGCUGAGUUUCAUGGCACCACCACACCUUUCCUUUACAUGCUAAUGCUUGUCUCUUGGAUGGAAGAAUGCAAUAUUUACAAUUCAUUCACAGAUUCACUGGCAAUGAAGUGGUGGCUUUGCUGCAAAUCCCUAUGUCCUGCUGCUGUGAUGCAUAUCUGGGCUAAAACAUGAAAUUGGAAUAAAGCGGUGGGGACAGCUGGCCUUGAUGUACUUGUACAACUGUUGGUUACCAAGGAAACUUGGGACUUUGGUGGAAAGAAACUCUAGACCAAACAGUCAGACAGCUAACAUCUCCCUGCAGCUUGGUGUUAAAGAGAUGUCACAGAUUCAGCUCCUGCCCUGUUGAAACUCCUGACAUCUGAAGGAAAGUGUUGAUUCUUGGACUCUUUGUGUAUAUUAAACUGCAAAUGAAAUGAUCACUUACUUAAAUUCUGGUGUUCUAUGUGUUAAUGAUAUGCCAUUUCAUUAAAGAUUGCCCUUUAAGAAUUCAACAAAU